Messenger RNA from Blastocystis hominis, 961 nucleotides. RefSeq lists its product as hypothetical. Bases 1 to 957 code for a protein of 318 amino acids. Gene Ontology annotation, cellular component: lysosome. The transcript has a single exon. NCBI's taxonomy places the organism in Eukaryota, Bigyra, Opalinata, Blastocystidae. The record is from RefSeq and is a predicted model, not a curated record. Gene Ontology annotation, molecular function: cysteine-type endopeptidase activity.
AUGAAGGCCAUUUUCUUUGUUCUUUUCGCUGUUGCCCUUAGUGUCAACUUGCGUAAUUCCGAGUUUACUAGCUACAUGAGCAAGUAUGGAAAGACCUAUGCUGCUCCUGAGGAAGCCAGAUACCGUCUGCGCGUCUUCAACGACAACCUCCUUAAGAUCAAGGAGCACAAUGCUAAGAACCUCCCCUGGACCCUUGGUGUGAACAAGUUUGCUGAUGUGAGUGCUGAGGAGUUCGCUUACAAGUUCUGCGGAUGCGCUAAGGAUCCCAAGACCCGUGGUACCCGCCAGACUACUCUUGUUGGUGAUGUGCCUGCUCGCGUCGACUGGAGAGAACAGGGAGCUGUUACCCCCGUCAAGAACCAGGGAAUGUGCGGAUCCUGCUGGGCUUUCUCUACUACUGGAACCACUGAGGGAGCUUACUUCCUGAAGACCGGCAACCUCGUCUCUCUCUCUGAGCAGCAGCUGGUUGAUUGCGCUCGUGAUCCUGAGUACGAGAACUUCGGUUGCAGCGGAGGCUGGCCUUGGAGCGCUGUCGAUUACGUGACCAAGCACGGUCUGUGCACUGAGGAGGAUUAUCCUUACAAGGGUGUGGAUGCUGAGUGCAAGGAGUCUUCUUGCAAGGUUGCUGUGCAGUCUGUGGACAAGGUGCAGCUGCCUGUUGGUGAUGAGGAUUCUCUGGCUGUUGCUGUGUCGAAGACCCCCGUGUCCAUUGUGCUCGAUGCUACUGCCAUGCAGCUCUACGACAAGGGUAUUAUCACCAGAUGCUCUGAGUCCAUCAACCACGCUGUGCUGGCUGUGGGUUAUGAUAAGGAUGCUGAGACUGGUCUGAAGUACUGGAUCAUCAAGAACUCCUGGGGUGCUGACUGGGGUGAAGAGGGUUACUGCCGUAUUGAGAAGGAUGUGGGCGGAAUGGGUCGCUGCGCUCUUACUUACAGCUCUGUCUAUCCCGUCUUCUAAGUGA